Molecule: messenger RNA, 1842 nt
Organism: Cynocephalus volans (Philippine flying lemur)
Lineage: Eukaryota; Metazoa; Chordata; Mammalia; Dermoptera; Cynocephalidae
Product: stimulated by retinoic acid gene 6 protein-like
Exons: 17
Coding region: 37-1842 (601 amino acids)
Biological process (GO): vitamin A import into cell
Cellular component (GO): plasma membrane
Molecular function (GO): signaling receptor activity; retinol transmembrane transporter activity
Source: RefSeq, a predicted model, not a curated record
GAGCAGCUAAAUGGCACCUGGGCCAGCUCAGUGGACAUGGAGCUCUUCCUCCAUUACUCCCUCAUCCCAUCAUUUUUCAUCAUUUUGGUCUUGACCUUCCUCCAAAGACAAGAGCAUCGUAGACAGAGAGAUGAUACCACUUACCUCCUGGGGAACCACUUUGGAAUCAUCAUGCCUCUGGACUUCGUGGGUACUUUUAGUAACCGAUGGUCCUACGGAAUCGCCUUUGGGGCCACAGCCAACAAGAUCAUGUUCUUGUUCUCAGAAAACUACCAGUCCCUGCGGGUCCCGCAGUGGGCCCAAGCCUUCAUGCUUCUGAUCGGCGGCAUCGAAGUCGGCCUGUCCCACUUCCCCUUCUUUGCCUGCCUCUCGUCGGAGUUCCAGCUGGUCAGCUCUGUCCUCGGCUUCAGCUACUCUCUGAUCUGGUUUGUUGUCACUGUUCUUCAGAUCGCACGGUGUCCCCAUGGGCAGUUUCUGGGGAGAUACGAGAGCCUCGUGUUCUACUGGCCCUCCUUGCUGUGCCUCGUGUUCCUGCUGGGCCGCUUCCUGCACAUGUUUGUCAAGGCUCUGAGGGUCCACUUGGGCUGGGAGCUCCAGGCGGAAGAAAAGCCAAUCUUGGAAGUGCACCAAGCAGAGCAUGUCAAGCGGCUUCUGAGAAAGCCCCACCUGCAAGAGAAAAAGAAGUCUUGGCUCCAAACCAGGAUAUAUGAGUGGGACCCCUGCUUUCAAUUUCCAAGCAGAAUGAUUGGGACCAUUGUGUUGGCUUUCAUCUGCCUGUAUCUUUUCAUUGUCCUUGAGUUCUGCAUGUUCGUGUACGUGAGGGACAAGCUGGACGUGUUUGAAGGCAAGCUGGAGAGUUACAUUGACUCCAAGAACCAGACGGGGACCUUGACCCUGGUCAUCCUGCAGGUGAAAGAGCUAAUCAGCGUCGCCAAAGGAGCCUGGAUGGUGACUAUUUUGCCUGCCUCCCUCACGUGUGUGAGCUAUCUGUUCCACAUUUUGGCCUGUUACAGGAAGCACAUGAAGAGGCUGUGGGCAGGUGAUAAACACUUUCUCCCUUUGAAGUUCCAUCAUCCUUCCUCGUCUAAGAGUGUGGCGGCCAUUGCAAGGUACUCUGGCUGGCAAAUAGCCUAUAUCCUGUGGGGCUACCUCAUCAUCCACGUGAUGCAGAGCCUGUGUGGCAUGGCCAUCAUGUACAGCCUGGUCCUGCCCAUCCUCCACAACCAGGGCUUGAAGAUGCUCCAAGGUCUGGGCAUUAGCAUCCUCACCUUAUCCAUCAUCGUGGGGCUCAUGAUCCUGCAGGUGUGGAUUGCUGCCAGCUUCUUCCUGCAGCCAAAGCUAGGCACAGAUGACAAGCAGAAGCCCUUGGCUCUCAACAACAGGAAAGCGUUCCACAACUUCAACUACUUUCUGUUCUUCUACAACGUGCUGCUGGGCCUGGGCGCCUGCCUCUCCAGGCUGCUCAUUAGCUGCAUCCUGGGCACGUGGCUGAUUGCACGCAUCGACAGGACCAUCAUGCAGAGUGGCUAUGAGGGAGCUGACAUGGGGUUCGGCGCGUGGAUCGGCAUGCUCUAUGUGGACCAUUAUCACACCAACCCCGUGCUUGUCAGCUUCUGUCACAUCCUGAUCUCAGUCCACCGUGAGAGGAGGCUGCAGCAGGCCAGCAAAUACUGGUGCCUAAAUCAAUCAGGAGGUCCCCGCGUCUCAGCUAGGUCCAAGACGAGGUGGCUCUUGCUGCAGACCCUGAGCAACAACCCCAGACUCAUCCCGCUCAGAAAAUCGAAAUUGGGGCCUAGCUCCUGGGAGUUUACCCAGAUUCUGCUGACGUGCUCAGAGAGCUGA